GAUCAGACAAGUUGAGGCUGGUGAUGAUACUUUUAUGUGUCGCUGUCGGAAAAAACGUAAUGGUGAGUCCUUGAUUUGCUGCUACAUACAAACCAAACUUAAUGGUGAAUCUUGAUUUGGUACAGUAGAAAAAAAUAACUUAUUGGCAGGUCUUGUUUCCUCACAGUCAAAAAUUGUAAUAAUGUUUUUCUUUUCUUUUUUUUUUUCUUUUUUUUUCUUUUUGUUUUGGUCAUAAUCUAAUGAUCAGACAUUUCAUAGCUCAGCCUAAAAGAUAUACUUUUUUAAAAAUCUUUAUAUUACCUUAGUUUUAUUUGGUGUUUUUAUGUGCUUAAUUCAUAAUUUCGAACGGCUAAUUGACCCACUUUCCAUCAUAAAAUCGAAAUCCAACAUAGACCAUAGAGUCGUGACUAACAACGACACAUUUUGUCAUAUUUUCAGCCCCGCUCCCCAUCAUUAACCCCCCCCCCCUCAAGAAUCUGUUCAAUGGUUACGUGAUUUUUAUUUUUUUGUGUGGAGAUUUAAUUGUGUAGCUCUAGCUAUUUGCUUAUGUAUUAUGUCUUAUUUGUGUAUGCAAUCAAAUUAAAAAUGAAUUUUUUGAGGGAGAAAAUGUUAAAAAUAUGGCACGGGAUUUCACCAGAAUUAAAAUCAAUUACAUAACCGCUUCUUAAUAACACGUAAAUCGCGCAUAAUUAAAUAAAUUCAAUAAAUCUUCAUAUAACGUAUUUAUACGAAAAACAUUGUCCUUAUGGGUUAUUUAAAUGUUAUAUUCUUUUUUAUUAGAAGGUUGGGGGUUAUUUUCGGCAAUUUACAGAUUGUUUUUAAACAGUGAAGCGGGCGGGAAAAAACAAAAAAAACGUUGUUCUUCCCAAGGAGUAACUUGUUCAAGUUUCCCUUUUUGUACAAGAUGAUUACCUACCACACUCCAUGUUACGGCCAGCUUUCCACGGGAUCAUUUUAAAAUUUCACAAACAAGUGUGCUAUGACAUUAACUUCCGAUUAGUUCUCCUCAUCCAGUGUGGCGGCUGCCAUUAUCCGGGGGCGUGCAAGAGGAACGAAAUAUGCCUUAGUAUUUUGAUGACCUUAACCACUUCCCAAGAUUUCUGUAAGAACGUCGACGACUACUCACACACCUUCAGGACUCGUUCGCCAGGUGACUGAAUGCAAGACAAUCUGUAAAGGGCAGAUAAAAAUGUGAUAAAAAAGAAGUACACUACCACCACCCCCCCCCCUUAUAAUUGCUGUCACAUUUUAUUUUGUUAAAAUAACUAAAUGUUAAAUUUGAAAUUAUUUCCCUCUCCCCCUGCUGGCCUAAAUGCAUUCGAAAUCAAGUCUUAUGUGUACGUGUCCACACUAAAACACCAUUUGAACAUAUGUUCAUACAAAUAAAAACCAUCACGAGUGGGUUUUUUGUUGAGUAUUUUAAGAAAGUGUUUAUUAUUUAUUUUGUUCUAAAUUAAAAAAAAAUAUUUAAAAAAACGUUUUCUGUUAGUUAAAUCCCCGUCUCUUGGAGCUGUCUUAACUCAGGGAAUUUUAAUUACAAUUUACUAAAACAUAGCCACACAGGUGUUUGUGGAAUUGUUCAUGGAGGUUAAGGUGAUAUCACAUGGUGGGUUCCAUCACAGGGGUUUAAUGUUUAGGAUUUAACUCGUUCGAGGUCUUGAGUCUUUUUUAAACUGUAAGAUACUAAUAAAUGUAUCAAACUUUAUACUAUUAUCGAUUCAUGUCGGCUUCUUUUAAACUAACAUUUUGUGUGUUCGUAUUUUUAGUUAUACUUCUGGACAAGAUCUUUGUUUAUAUCUCCUGAAUGCUUUCUCUAGCAAUGAUCGAAAACUGGAGAAUAAUACACCCAUUUAUUUUCAUCUUUUCUCAAAGCAAAGCAGCUCUCGUUAAAAGUUAAAUAUUAAAUUUCUUCAAAAUGUUCAAACUUAUUAUUCUUAGUUAGCUUGAGUUAUCGCCGUACAAAACACUAAGAAAUCAACUUCUCUUGUUUGAAAUAUAAUAUAUCGUUCCUUGUGUAUGUUUGAAAAUUGUAUACUAAAAAAAAACUACUGAUCAAAGAGAGAAAAACGUUUGUCAAAUGUGUUUUCUAUAAUCAUUAGCUUGAACAUAGACUAUGUCAAUUGAUCGUAUAAAAUCAGAUGGCAGCGACGAGCAAAAGUAAUAAUUAAACCAAAAAAAAAAAAAAAUAUUUACAGUUUUGACAAGUGUCAUGGUCUUGCAUUUUGGCAAGGUCGGUCAAAAACAAGUAAUGAAUGUAUUGAUUGGUGCCCAACAAUGAACGAUAGCUGUCCUCAUUGUAAUCGAAUCAUAGCUAUCAAAACAGAUGCACAUUUUUUUUUUUAAAUGAAUUUUUAUCUUCUGAAGUUAUUUAUGGCAUUCCUUUAACAGAUGAAGGAUACUAUGUCCGGGAAUGUGUUUUAGACGUCUAAGGGAUAUAGCGGAAAAGUAUAAAUUUGCCAAAAAUCUUGCAAGUUUCUUUUAAGGCUAUGUAUAAGUUAUAACUAUUGCCCUUUAUGGACCAGUUGCCUCAAACAAUUUACAGAUUUUAAAGGUUACAUUGACUAUGCCUCUAAACUAUUGUAUACUCCUAACCAAGAUGAAUGUUUGUUUUUUUAAUUUUUUUUUUAUCUUGUCCUUUACCUAGGCUUUAUCUGCGAUGACAGCGCACAGUGCAUCGAUGGAUGUUGUAUGAAGCAAGGUCUUUAUAAUUUGAGAUAUAUUACAAUAUGUAGCAACCCCAAACUUUUUAAGAAAAAUAGCUUUCAAGUAUGCGUAGCCAAAAAGAGAAAUUAACCAGUAUGCUGUAGCAGAGACUGAGUGGAAUAUGCCUUCUAAUAAACCACGUGUUUGUGUUUUGUUUGCGUUUUGUUUUGCAAUUUUUUUUUCUGAUUGAUUUGUGUUUUGUUUUGAUUUCGACUGUAAAACUAGACAAUAAACUUCUUCGUAAUUCAUCAUCCUAGCAGUAACAUAAAAUUAGAAAUUAAACUUUUAGCAAAAUGUAAUGACCCUUGACAAAUUAGCGAUCUCAACCCCAAAGCAAAUCGGUUUGUUUAAAAGGUUAACAAUUCUGAAAUAUUUUUUUAAAAUUUUGAGAUUGUAAGAUACUCUUUGAUUGGUAUUCAACUUUAUGGUCAUGCUAAACACAUCUUUCGUUCCCUAUUUUUUUGUUUUAUCAUUGGAAAAUUAUUUAUUUAUAUACAUACAAACAUAUAUAAACACAUACAAAUGCGAUUACGAAAACAUAUAAAUACGAUUCAUAGGAAAACCGUAGUGGAUUAUCAAACAUAUAACUCAAAAUAAAGGGAAACAUGAAAAUACAACCCCCCCCCCCCCACUUCUUCCCAACCUCCAAGUCUAAGGUGUAUCAAAUAUUUACCUCGCCAUUUUAUUAAACAGCAGAGUAAGAGUGUGGUCUUUGCUGCCUGGGAAAGCAUAGACCAUUUAUAAAAAAAAAAUAUAAUUUAAAAAACCCAUUAUAGCCAGCUCAACCAGAGACAAAUCUAUAGAACUAGCCACCUAGCGUGUAUAUAUAUAUAUAUUUCCAACAGCGAAACCUAAGCAUCGGUGAGCUGUUCAGACAUCCUUCAACAGCUGGUGGUGGUAAAUGUUAAGUAUGGAUUGUACUUUUCACUCACCAUUGAACGUUUCGAUUACUGCCUUGUCCCUGAUACCAACAGAAUUAAUGCAUUGCAGCACUUAGAUCGAAUACAUAGAUACGCAACAUCCCUUUAGAUACAAAUUAAUAUUAGUCGUUGAUAGUGUUUGAAUUGGCGCAAUUUAAAGAUAUAAUCGAGAAAAAAGUGUUUAAUUUGACAAUAAUUAAAUAUAAUUAUGACUAAACUAUUUGUUUUGUUGGUUUUUUGUUUAUUUCACACGGAUUUUUGGACCUUGUCAUAGUGUCCAAAUAUAUUUCAUUAACAAAACUCCAAAUGCUAUGAGAUUUAAAUACUAAAAAUAAGAGAGGCGCAAUUGUGUCAUCCAAUGUACUGCAUAGGCCUAUGACAUAUUAUAUAUAAGAAAACUAAACUUAAAAUAGGACACUUAUCCAACUGUAAAGCAUAAUGUGCGCUAAGGAAACACUAAUCAAAUAAUUUUCAUUUGGGAAAAAAAUAAAAGGAGGUAAUAUAUUUUAUCAAAUUUGUUAAAAGAAUUUCAUGGCUUAAUCCCCUUUACAGAGUUAAAGUAAUUUUUUUUUUAAAUUAUCAAAAUCUAUCAUCUAUUUUAAACUAUUUAGUUUAUUUAUCACCAUGAUUUGGUCGGCAUCUGAAAUCCGUGUGAAAUAAAUUAGUCAUAAAUUUGUUGUAUAAGGUUCAAAUUAUAUACCUUUAAUUUGGCGUUUAAGUUCGCAUUGUUCAUGAAAUGUGUUUUUAUUUGUUUAAUCUGAUGAGUGUAUUUACUUAUUUCAAUUUGGC
Molecule: messenger RNA, 4412 nt
Organism: Lymnaea stagnalis (great pond snail)
Lineage: Eukaryota; Metazoa; Mollusca; Gastropoda; Lymnaeidae
Source: the annotation of a GenBank genome assembly